Messenger RNA from Penicillium angulare, 966 nucleotides. RefSeq names its product shikimate dehydrogenase family protein. Lineage: Eukaryota; Fungi; Ascomycota; Eurotiomycetes; Eurotiales; Aspergillaceae. Gene Ontology annotation, molecular function: shikimate 3-dehydrogenase (NADP+) activity. The record is from RefSeq and is a predicted model, not a curated record. Gene Ontology annotation, biological process: chorismate biosynthetic process; shikimate metabolic process. The transcript has a single exon. The coding region runs from base 1 to 966 and encodes 321 amino acids.
AUGAACGCUCUUCAACAAUCAUACAUAUAUGGGACUUCUCCACUACCCCAAGAUGCCUUCUCACAGCAAUUCAAAGCAUAUAUCCUCGGGAAACCAGUCUCUCACUCCCUAUCCCCUCUUAUCCAAAACACGAUCUUCCAACACAUGUCAAAAUGGACCUUCUACCCAAAAGAAACAAUCGACGUCUCUACUUUCCGCAAAAUAAUAGGUGAAGACACCUGCAUCGGCACCUCAAUCACAAUGCCAAAUAAACUCUCCUUCCAGCCAGCUCUAAGCGCUAUAACAGACGAAGCUCGCAUAAUGGGCUCCGUGAACACUACCUUCGUCCGUUUAGAUGCAUCCGGUAAGCGGCAAUACAUAGGUACAAACACAGAUUGCGUCGGUACUAGAGACGCUAUCCUACAGAAAGUACCCGAUGCAGUGAGCAAAUCGCGUGGUAAGCCUGCGCUUGUGAUUGGGGCCGGUGGUGCAGCGCGGAGCACUAUAUAUGCAUUGUGGAAGUGGUUCGAGCCAUCCGAGAUCUAUGUUGUUAAUCGGCUUGAGACCGAGACUGAGACGCUGAUUGAGUCGUUUCGGUGUGUUGCGCCUGAUCUGCGGAUUAGGAGCCUAAAUUCAAUUGAGGAAGGGAGGGCUGCUGCUGCCCCGUUUUUGGUUAUUGGGACUGUGCCGGAUUAUGCUCCAAGGGAAGACGGGGAAGUUCUUUGUCGGAAGAUCGUGGAGGAGGUGGUUGGGGAUGGGACGGAGGGGGGUGUUGUGGCUGAUAUGUGUUAUUCGCCGUCUGUUGAGACGUUCCUUUACUCUCUUGGAGUUAAAAACGGGUGGGAGGUUGUUUCGGGGGUGGAGAUUGUGGUGAGGGUUUGCAUUGCGCAGCAGGUAUUGUGGCUGGAGAGAGAGCCGGAUAAGCAAGGUGUCCAGGAAGCUUUAGAUGCUGUUUUGAAGAUCGUGCGUGCUGCGGAGAAGGUAUAG